AUGAUUGUUUCUGAGAAAGAAAUUUUAGAUAGGAUCUUAGAAUCAUUGAAUGAAAACCAGAGAGAGGCUGUCACGUCUCCGUGUAAUGGAAGAUUGCAAAUUAUUGCUGGUCCAGGUACUGGUAAAACCAAAGUUUUAGUUUCCCGUGUUGCACAUUUGUUGAUAGUUGAUAAAGUUAGGCCAGAUAAUAUGAUUGUUACCACAUUCACUAAAAAAGCAGCAAAUGAAAUGACUGAUCGUUUGCACAGAUUAUUGGCUGGCACAAACAUAAGUGUUGAUAAGUUGAUAAUUGGUACUUUCCACAGUGUGUGCUACAGGAUCAUCAAAAGGUACGGGAAAUUUUUGGGUUUGGAGAAGCAUACGAUUGCCGAUGAAACAGAUAAAAGACUGAUUAUGAAAAAAAUUAUCUCUGGUUUACAACCUUCAGAAUUAACUAUGUUACAAAGAAUGUCACUGGCAACAACAUCACAGUUUACAUCGGGUAAGGUUCUUAAUUCCUACAAAGAUUUUGAUUUGGAUUCAAUCUCGAAGCAAAUAUCAAGUUUGAAGUCGAAGGCAAUACUGUUGGAAGCCUAUGCAAAGAGCCCUAAGAGAAAUAAGGCUCUAGUUUUUUUCUAUCAAAAGUACGAAUCAGCUUUGACUGAGAAUCAAAAGCUUGAUUUUGAUGACUGUUUGAUGAAGUGUUUUCAAUUGAUUAAAGAAUACCCCGUUUUAAAUUACGUCAAACACGUUUUGGUGGAUGAGUUUCAAGAUACAAAUGAAAUUCAGUUGCAAUUGAUGUAUCGAUUUGCUCAAGGUCACGUAUCAAAUCCGGAAUUUCAGCAUAAUGUUACUAUUGUUGGCGAUCCAGACCAAAGUAUUUAUGCAUUUCGUCAUGCUCAAUCGGCAAACUUUAAAAAAAUGGAAAAAUAUUAUGAAAAAAUGAAUCUUUCUGUAUCUCAAAUUACGUUGAAUGAAAAUUAUCGUUCAACCUCGGAUAUUUUGCAAUAUUCAGAGUCUGUUAUGCGUCAACAGAAAGAUCGACACCAGAAGAAUUUGCGAUCCCAAAAUGAUGUAUCUUUCAAACCUGUUUACAAGGUACUUGAUACACCAGCCGAACAAGCCCGAUGGAUAGUAUAUGAAAUCGAGCAAUUAUUGGCAUUACCAAACUCACCUAUUAAAUUUGAAGAUAUUGCAAUUUUAUUUCGUGCUUCUAGUCAAACCAAGAUAGUGGAAGAUGAGUUGAGGUUGCGCAAAAUUCCUUACCGGUUGAUUCAAGGUAGAUCAUUUUGGGAAAGAAAAGAAGUGGUAUCAACUAUGGAUUAUUUGAAGGUUUGUGGUGAUGAAAAUGACUUGUUUUCAGUUCUUCGAACUAUAAAUUUCCCAGCAAGACUGUUAGGGGAAAAAACAGCUGGCCCAAUUAUUGCUUUUAUUGAGAAGAACAUAAAAAAUGGUUUGUCGGUACAUGAUUGUUUGCGAUUGGUUGCUAACGGGAAAGAUGGACUGAAAUUAUCUACUAGAACCCGUAAUAUUCUUAAGGGAUAUGUUAACAUAAUUGAUACGGCUCAAGAAAGGAUGAAGAUUAUGGAAACGUGUUCAGGUGAAAGUUUAAGACAUGAAGCAGCGCGUUUAUUUCAAGACAUAUAUGAUGGUUCAACUUUGGAUAAGGAAUUCCGGAAAAAUGCAAAAGACUAUGAGGAAAGACGAAUGAAUGUUGAGGAACUUUCUAAACUGUUUAUUGAAUUUGUUCCUCGGGAAGAGACUUUGCCUCCUUACAACGGUGAAAUAGAUGGGGAAUUUACUCCAGAUAAGCGUAAUUUCAUUAUGCAGUAUAUUGAAUCUAUUGGAUUAUUUGACUCUAGUGCUGUGACUGAGCUGGGGGAAAACAAAGGCAUCGAAAAUGAAGAGCAAGGUGAAAAUUCAGUUGUUCCUGAAUUCAAAGGAAUAUCAUUGAGUACCAUUCAUGGCUCAAAGGGGUUGGAAUGGCCAGUUGUUUUUGUUCCUGGUUUAUCUGACGGAAUUUUACCAGCUAGGUUUGCUGUCAAUUCUAAUGGCGACCCUUCAAAGUCAGCAGAGCUGAUUAAUGAAGAACGUAGAUGCUUUUAUGUUGCUACUACUAGAGCUAAGACGCUUCUUUAUAUUUCAGGUUAUCUGCUGGAUUCAGGUUAUCUGUAUGGUUCAAAUUAUUCAAGAACUUUUCAUUGUCCACCAUCUAGAUUUAUUACAGAUAUUGGCGACAAUAUUGUGUCACAGAUGAAGCAGUAUCAAUUAGCUUUCAAGAACAUGGCCAAUUUGGAGAUGUUAUAUAAACUUUUAAAGAAGGAUGAGCUUUUUGACAAAAAUUUCCCUGUGGAUAAAUUUUAUAAAACCUACAGGACAGCGUUCAAAAUCUAUAGACGCGGUGCUCCUAUGAAUUUUGUAAUCAAACAAGAGGAGUAUGAUACUUUAACAAAUAAACUGGACGUCAGUUUGUUUGGUGGGUUCCAGACUGCCAAUAAUGUUACGCCUCAAAUAUCAAACAAACGCAAAGCUGUCGUUGCAACGAAACUAAACAAGGCACCUCCAUAUAUUCCUAGUAGACCACUGAAAAAGGCAAGGAUAGCUGCUGUUAAGAAUAGACUGUCAUCAACAAGAAACGAAGGUCUUACAACCUCCACAAACACAUUAGUUUCCCAUUCUGGUGUGAAUAAGCCUGAUAUUGUUGAAAGUUUACGUCUUGGCUCUAUGGCUGUCAAAAUUCAGGUGCAUAAACCUGGAGAUCAGAAAGUUGAUAAGCCUGUGGAGAAUACAUCCAAUAUUGGAUAUUUUGAGUUGUCGGAUGAAGAGUAA
This is a messenger RNA of Candida tropicalis MYA-3404, 2808 nucleotides long. RefSeq names its product DNA helicase. Gene Ontology annotation, cellular component: nucleus. Gene Ontology annotation, molecular function: 3'-5' DNA helicase activity; hydrolase activity; ATP binding. NCBI's taxonomy places the organism in Eukaryota, Fungi, Ascomycota, Pichiomycetes, Serinales, Debaryomycetaceae. The record is from RefSeq and is a predicted model, not a curated record. The coding region runs from base 1 to 2808 and encodes 935 amino acids. The transcript has a single exon. Gene Ontology annotation, biological process: recombinational repair.